This is a messenger RNA of Scutellospora calospora, 1320 nucleotides long. The record is from the annotation of a GenBank genome assembly. Lineage: Eukaryota; Fungi; Glomeromycota; Glomeromycetes; Diversisporales; Gigasporaceae.
AUGAGCGAUGUUGGUAUAGAAGGAAAAAAUCAUCGAUCAGAAAAUAAAGUUAAUCGACUUUGUCCAGAUUGUGAUCGUCCGAGGAUAUCAUAUGGAUGGUGUAGAAAAUGUGAAUCAAGAUGUAUGGAGAAAAAAUUUCCAUUCUGGACAAGUGGAAAUAAAAAUUUAGAUAAAUUAAUUCAACGUAGUCAGAUCUUAUCAAUGCAAAUAUGUGAUUAUUUGGAAUUUAUAAAAUUUAAAGAUAUAGAAUUUGGUAAUAUAAUUGCUAAAGGAGGUUUUAGCAAAGUCUAUAAAGGUGUUUGGAUAGACGGCCCGAGAUGGAAUUGGGAUGAACUCGGGGACAUUUGGUGCCGUAGCGGCCCAACAGAGGUUGCUCUAAAAGAACUUGAUAAUUCUCAAAUAUUAUCAUUUGAAUUCCUAGAACAGAAUGGCAACCUUUAUGAAUUUCUUGAUAGAAAUAAAGGAAUUAUUAGCUGGAGAGAUAUGGUAGACAUGUUAUGGGGAAUUGCGACAACAGGUCUUAAACCGCAUCACAAUAGAGCUCAUGAUUUACAACUUGCUUAUGAAAUCUGUUAUGAAAACUUACGUCCGGAGAUAAAUGAAGAUCUUAAAUCCGAAAUGCCAAUAGAAUAUUAUAAUUUAAUGAUACAAUGUUGGGACCCAUUACCAGAAAAUCGACCGACAGCAAGUAGAUUAAAUGAAAUAUUAGGUGAUUGGAUUUCUGACAUCUGUGAUAAUCCAGAACCUUCAGAAAUUUCGAAUAAUUUCGGUGAUGCAGAAGAGAGAAGAUGGGAACUCAUUGGUAAACAAAAUGAAGAAAAAAAUUUUCCUUCCUCUUUUGUUCACAAGGAUGCCAUUUACAUUAGCCGAGGUUAUAGCAUAUUCGCUGAUUCCUUUGCAGCUGUUGAAAGACUCAAAGCAGACUAUCCCUCCGAUUACUUACUUCUAACCAAAAUUCCAAUAACAUUCCACUACCUGAACGAUGGUCAUCAUAUGCAUUAUAAUAGACCUGUAAUUGAACUGGAUCAUUUUAACAAUUCGUUCUAUGUAAAUUAUUCACCGCCAUUUCAAGGACCUUUCGAAUCACUUUUACAUGAAAAUGAUACCAAAAUUUUAGAAUUGUAUCAAGCAUAUAAAAGAUUUUGUUCAUUUGUUGAAGAUCCUAACCUAAAGUUUAAAGUAAAGUUGAAUCCAAAUGAAUUAGUAAUAUUCAUGAAUCGAAGAGUAUUACAUGGUAGAACCUCAUACGAUAGUCAAAGUGGAGAACGACAUUUAAAAGGAGCAUAUUUGGAUUUUUCUGAAUUUAAAGAUAAAUUUAGA